AUGGUAAACACUCUGCCCUGUUUUAACAACUGUGACCCUAAACUCACUCCUCUCUUUUCCCUUUCCCUCAAUCAUCGCGUUACCACAAUCGUCGGUAAAGAAAAAGUCGUCCUUGAAAAAAUGAAAGAAGAGAAGUCCCGCGAUGUCGGGGACGUUGAGCGCUUAGAUGCUCCUAACACGCGCCAACGGCGAGGAGUUGGCCGCAAGUUCUGGGGCGCCGUGUUCAUCUCGCUUUUGUUGCUUCACGUCUUCCUCCGGCCCGUGAGCUAUGGCAUGUCGGGUUGCAUGACAGGUUCUUCGAGUGAGAAGAACAUUGAAAGACGCGUGAAGUACAUCCUAAAACACACUCCAUUGAUCGAUGGACACAAUGAUUUGCCCAUUAUGCUGCGCUGGAAAUUCAACAAUCACAUCAAUGACAAGAACUUCACCACCGGCUGGGAAGACGGCACGCUCCCCGGCCAUGUCGACCUUGCGCGCCUGAGAGAUGGCAUGAACGGAGGAGCUUUCUGGAGCUUGUUUUGGCCCUGCCCUGCCAACGGCACCGAUUUCUCUGAUGAAAACUAUCUGCCCGCCGUCGAGGCAACACUCCAACAAAUCGACCUAGUCGACCGUCUCCGCGCCGCCUACCCCAAGGACUUCGGCCCGGCCGUCUCCAGCAAAGGGGCUCUCAAAGCCUGGAAGCACCACAACCAGCUCAUCUCGCCUAUGGGCAUCGAAGGUCUUCACCAGAUCGGCAACUCGGCCGCCACUUUGCGCCGCUACCACGCCCUGGGCGUCCGCUACGCGACGCUUGUUCACAACUGCGGCAACAAGUACGCCGACGCGGCCCUGCAGGAGAAUCCGUUCCGGAAAGCGCCCUCCCACUGGGGCGGCGUCAGCCCGGCCGGCGAAGCCCUGGUCAACGAGAUGAACCGCAUCGGCAUGAUCGUGGAUCUGUCCCAUACCAGCGUCGAGACCAUGAAGGAUGUUUUGGGAGGGACCGGUAAAGAAUGGAACGGAAGCAGAGCCCCCGUCAUCUUCAGCCACUCGAGCGCCUACGCGCUGUGCCCGCACCCGCGCAAUGUGCCGGACGAUGUUUUGCAGCUGGUCAAGCAGCGCAACUCGCUGGUUAUGGUCAACUUCUCGCCGGACUUCAUCUCGUGCGUGGCGGCCCCGGAGAGGGACGAUGGACUGCCAGAUUUUGACCCGGAAAACGCGACUUUGGAGCAUGUGGCUGAGCAUAUCAUUCAUAUUGGCAAGCUGAUUGGGUAUGAUCAUGUCGGUCUCGGCAGCGAUUUUGAUGGGAUUCCGACAGUUCCCAAGGGUCUGGAGGAUGUCUCGCGCUAUCCGGAUCUGGUAGCUGAGCUGCUUAGACGUGGUGUUAGUGAUGCGGACGCGAGCAAGAUCGUGGGCGGAAACAUCCUCCGCGUGUGGAGCGAUGUUGAGCGUGUGGCGGUUGAGAUGCAGAAGGUUGGUGAGCCGGCUCUUGAGGAUGAUCUGAAAGACUUGAUGCCUGAAGAGUAG
Molecule: messenger RNA, 1503 nt
Organism: Sordaria macrospora k-hell
Lineage: Eukaryota; Fungi; Ascomycota; Sordariomycetes; Sordariales; Sordariaceae
Biological process (GO): proteolysis
Molecular function (GO): metallodipeptidase activity
Source: RefSeq, a predicted model, not a curated record